This is a messenger RNA of Aspergillus puulaauensis, 2565 nucleotides long. RefSeq lists its product as uncharacterized. Gene Ontology annotation, molecular function: beta-glucosidase activity. The coding region runs from base 1 to 2565 and encodes 854 amino acids. Lineage: Eukaryota; Fungi; Ascomycota; Eurotiomycetes; Eurotiales; Aspergillaceae. Gene Ontology annotation, biological process: glucan catabolic process. The transcript has a single exon. The record is from RefSeq and is a predicted model, not a curated record.
AUGGCAGCCACAGCAGAGUCAGAGUCCACAAUCAACACCCUCCUCUCGCAGUUAACCCUCGCAGAGAAAUGCGCACUGCUCUCUGGGAAGAAUAUGUGGGAGACCACGCCCAUCCCACGACUGGGAAUCCAAUCCCUCAAAACAACAGAUGGGCCAGCUGGCGUCCGCGGCGCCAAGUGGACAAAUGGCUCGCGCACAACGUUCAUUCCCUGCGGGAUUUCGCUCGCAGCAACGUUCGAUAAGGAGCUUGUGCAGCGCAUAGGAGCGGUUCUAGGCGCCGAGGCACGGAACAAACAGGCGCAUGUUCUGCUUGCGCCAACGAUGAAUCUUAGUCGAAGCUCCUUUGGGGGACGCAACUUUGAGAAUUUCGGGGAGGAUCCCUUUUUGACGGGGGGUUUGGCCACUGCGUAUAUCUCUGGUGUGCAGAGUGAAGGGGUUGGUGCCUGUAUGAAGCAUUUUGUAGCGAAUGACCAGGAGACAAGGCGGUUCAAUAUGGACGAGAGCAUUGAUGAGCGCACGUUGAGGGAGGUUUAUCUCAAGCCGUUUCAUAUGGCGCUCGCUGCGGAUCCUUGGACGGCUAUGACCAGUUAUCCCAAGGUCAAUGGGGUUCAUGCGGACUGCAGUCGGGCCUUGGUGCGUGGUAUUCUGCGCGAAGAGUGGGGGUAUGAAGGGCUAGUGAUGAGUGACUGGGGUGGAUUGAAUUCAACAAUCGAGAGUAUCAGGGCCUCCACAGACCUGGAGAUGCCUGGUCCGGCUCUUCGCUAUGGGCCAGCGCUAGUGAAGGCCGUGAAGGCUGGACAGGUGUCCGAAGGGGAUAUCGAUGCAUCGGUCCGACGGAUGCUGGACACUCUUCAUCGGGCAGGGCGCCUUGCUGCAGGUGGAGGUGUGCAUGCAGAGACCAAAGACAUCAACAUCAUGAGCGGCGAGGAAACGGAGGACUGUCCUCAGUAUCGAAAUACCGCUCGAGAGACAGCAGAGGAUGGAAUUGUGCUGCUCAAGAACGAGGACCGGAUACUCCCCAUACAAUCAGCAAAACUCACCAAGAUCGCCAUCAUCGGACCCAAUGCGAAGACGCCGACAGCUGGGGGGAGUGGAAGUGCCAUCGUGAACCCUUACUACGUGACCAACCCAUACGACUCGCUUGUCAACGCCGCGAAGAGCAUCAAUCCGCAGCUGGAGGUGGUCUACGAGCCAGGUAUCCUAACCCAUCUCCAUCUCCCCUUGAUGGGCAGCAUCCUGACAACACCUGAUGACAGCGUGCAAGGCGUGCAAGUGGACUUCUAUCACGGGCAUUCCCUGGACGGAAGCGUCGUCGCCACGACGUACUGGCAGGACUCACUGGUCUAUCUGAUGAGCGACGGGGACAUCCCCGGCCAGCUCAAGGGGAAGCCGUUUAGUUUCCGUGCCAGGGGACUGUUUACACCGACGACCAGUGGCUACUACGACUUCAGCCUGUCGAAUACGGGGAAAGCAAAGUUCUUUGUGGACAACGAGCUGCUGAUUGACAAUAUGGAAUGGACACAAAUAUGCGCCAAUUUCAUGAACUGCAGUAGCCCGGACAAAUCGGCCACGAUGCACCUCGAUGCAGGCAGAAAGUACACCUUCAGGAUCGACAAUGUUGUUGUCCCCCCGCCUACAAGACCGCAUGAUAAUACGCUGUUCCAUCGCAUUGCUGGUGUUCGGGUUGGCAUGCUCAUCCAGCACGACGAGGAGGCCAUGUUUGCGGCUGCCGUGCAUGCUGCAAAGACAGCGGAUCUGGCAGUUGUAAUUGCCGGGCAUAACAAUGACACUGAGCGCGAAGGCUGUGAUCGUACUUCUCUAUCGCUCCCGGGGCGGACAGACGAGCUCAUCCAGGCGGUUGCGGCUAUAAAUGAAAGCACCGUCGUUGUUACGCAGUCUGCAUGCGCAGUCUCCAUGCCGUGGGUGAACCGGGUUCCUGCCAUCGUCCAGGCCUGGUAUCAGGGUCAGGAAAAUGGCAAUGCCCUGGCCGCGGUGCUUUUGGGGUCCGUCAAUCCAUCAGGAAAACUGCCCAUUACUUUCCCACGGCGCAUUGAAGACCACGGCUCGCAUCCAUGGUUCCCGGGUAAUGCGCAGACAGAUAAGGCUGAGUAUGGCGAGGGCGUGAUGGUCGGGUAUCGCUGGUUUGAUGCGAAGGACCUGGAGCCACUCUGGCCGUUUGGGUUUGGACUUUCCUAUACGAUGUUUGCUGUCAGCGAUGUGCAGGUGCAUGGAAGUGUCGCUGCAGACGGAUCCAGGGCUGCCCGACUGUCUGCACUUGUGACGAACACAGGCAGCCGUGUUGGAAAGGAAGUGGUGCAAGUCUACGUUUCGUCCUCGAAUGCCGUACCUGAGGGGCAGAGGGUGGAGAAGGGACUGGCUGGGUUUGAGAAGGUCACGGUGGCUCCUGGCCAGGAAGAGAGGAUUGAUAUUACACUCGAUUCAACCGCCUUUUCCUGGUAUGAUGUUGAAAGCGCUGGAUGGAGGGUAGACACUGGCGUGUACCAGUGCUUCGUUGGGAAUAGCUCGCGGGAUAUAUCUGCAACAGUUGAUAUUAUUGUAGAGUAG